This is a messenger RNA of Nothobranchius furzeri (turquoise killifish), 1074 nucleotides long. It is a transcript of the gene ppiaa, whose product is annotated as peptidylprolyl isomerase Aa (cyclophilin A). The record is from RefSeq and is a predicted model, not a curated record. Gene Ontology annotation, biological process: protein folding; protein peptidyl-prolyl isomerization. Lineage: Eukaryota; Metazoa; Chordata; Actinopteri; Cyprinodontiformes; Nothobranchiidae. Gene Ontology annotation, cellular component: intracellular membrane-bounded organelle. Gene Ontology annotation, molecular function: peptidyl-prolyl cis-trans isomerase activity.
CAAUCAAACAAUAAGCCCUGCUGAUUGGCUGGCUGGGCUUGUGCACCGCCCAUCAAGUUCUAUAUAAAUUUAAUAAUCCGGUCCUCCAUCUUUUUCGGUUUCCUGUGGCCCACCGAGUCCCUCGCCGGAAGAGUCUUUAGUCUCGCUGCUUCACGUCGUCUUGCUGAAAUGGCCAAGCCCAGAGUUUUCUUCGAUGUCACCGCCAACGGUAGCCCACUGGGCCGGGUCGUGAUGGAGCUUCGCCCCGAUGUCGUGCCAAAGACUGCUGAGAACUUCCGGGUUCUGUGCACCGGCGAAAAGGGAUUCGGCUACAAGGGCUCAAGCUUCCACCGCAUCAUCCCUGAUUUCAUGUGCCAGGGAGGAGACUUCACCAACCACAACGGAACUGGAGGAAAGUCCAUCUAUGGCGAAAAGUUUGCAGAUGAGAACUUCAACCUGGUACACACCGGACCUGGUACCCUGUCCAUGGCCAACGCCGGCCCCAACACCAACGGGUCCCAGUUUUUCAUCUGCACAGUGAAAACAUCAUGGCUCGAUGGGAAACAUGUGGUGUUUGGCAAAGUGGUGGAAGGGAUGGAUGUGGUGAAGAAGAUGGAAUCGUAUGGCACCUCAGGAGGAAAACCCAAGGCCAAGAUUGUCAUCGCCGAUUGUGGGCAGCUCUGAGUGGCUGUGGGACCCCCCCCCCCCCCCCCAGCUCAUCCUGUAGAUGUGCUCUCAUAGGCUCCGCCCCUCCAUAAAUCAACAUUCCUACAGAUGGAGAUUCAGCUUCCCUUUUUGUAUUCUGUUCAAUCAUGUUUCUGCAUUUGUGACUUUGCCUCUCAGAAGUUUCUUUUGCAUAAACGUUUUUCCACAAAGUCCCAACGGUUUUUAUUGAAUCCAGAAAGUGGAUAUAAAUAAAUUUAAAGUUGCCUUGAUUUGUUUCCAGCUGCCUGUUAGAUUAAAUUGGAUACAAGAACUUGAAUGGCUAAAUGGUUGUAAAUGAAUUUCUGCUCAAACUCUAAACUCCAGAAUAAAACGUGUAUAAAAGAACCGUUCCUGGUGAAACUAAAGCCGGGACCCGGAUGUAAAACUUGA